AUGGCGGUGCCCAGUGAAGUGGCCGCGGCAGUCCUCGGUGAAGGUGAUGGCGGGAGUUUUGGAUCCUGGCUGGACGGACGGUUGGAAGCUCUGGGAGUGGACCGAGCUGUGUACGGCUCUUACAUUCUUGGUGUCCUCCAGGAGGAGGAGGAGGGAGAGAAGCUGGACGCCCUGCAGAGUAUCCUCUCUGCUUUCCUGGAAGAAGAUUCCCUCCUUGACCACUGUAAGGAAAUUGUGGAACGAUGGUCAGAAACGCAGACUGUCACCCCCAAAGCAGAAAAAGGAGAUGAUGUCCAGGCCAUCGCCACCUUGAUUGAGAAGCAGGCACAGAUCGUGGUGAAGCCCAGGAUGGUGUCUGAAGAGGAGAGGCAGAGGAAAGCAGCCCUGCUGGCCCAGUAUGCCGACGUGACAGACGAAGAAGACGAAGCGGAUGAGAAAGAUGAUCCGGGUGCCUGCUCCACAACAAACAUCGGUUCUGAUAAAUCUCUGUUCCGAAACACCAACGUGGAAGAUGUUCUAAAUGCUCAGAAAUUGGAGCGAGACUCUCUUCGGGAUGAGUCCCAAAGGAAGAAGGAACAGGCCAGACUUCAGAGGGAGAAGGACAAACUAGCCAAGCAGGAGCGCAAGGAGAAGGAACAGAAACGGACACAGAGAAGGGAACGCAAGCGAUAA
This is a messenger RNA of Mesocricetus auratus (golden hamster), 672 nucleotides long. Its product is annotated as coiled-coil domain-containing protein 43-like. The transcript has a single exon. Bases 1 to 672 code for a protein of 223 amino acids. The record is from RefSeq and is a predicted model, not a curated record. NCBI's taxonomy places the organism in Eukaryota, Metazoa, Chordata, Mammalia, Rodentia, Cricetidae.